This is a messenger RNA of Aspergillus saccharolyticus JOP 1030-1, 1808 nucleotides long. RefSeq names its product acyl--CoA ligase. The record is from RefSeq and is a predicted model, not a curated record. NCBI's taxonomy places the organism in Eukaryota, Fungi, Ascomycota, Eurotiomycetes, Eurotiales, Aspergillaceae. Gene Ontology annotation, biological process: fatty acid metabolic process. Gene Ontology annotation, molecular function: medium-chain fatty acid-CoA ligase activity. The transcript is spliced from 4 exons. The coding region runs from base 190 to 1728 and encodes 512 amino acids.
GUUGUCCUUGACUCCAAAAUAGGGGGACUUGACAGAAAACGACUCGGGAGAAGCAAGUGCUAUUGUGACAUAGAAUCCUCAGUCUUUUUAUCCGUUUUGGGACUACUUCUCUAUUCUCCGAGCACCUCCAGCCAAACAUCCCUGAAAGCCAAGACCUCAGUGUUACCCUCGUGCAGCGCACUACUCGUCAUGGCAACAUUGGCGCGGUCAUUCUCCUCCGAUAGUACGGAUAUCGCCAUCCUAGUGCCCAAUAAAACCAGCCCUCUCGGAAUAACUUAUCGCGAGUUACACCAUCAUAUUGUGGACUUCCAGACCAAGUUAGCCAAGCUCGGGAUAGGACAUGGCGCCGCUGUGUCACUGGCGCUGACAAACUCGUACGAGUUCAUUGUGGCAUUCUUGGCCGCCUCGUGGCAGCGGGCGAUCGCCGCUCCCUUCAACCCGGCCUAUAAGCAGGAAGAGUUCGAAUUCUACAUCGACGAUCUUAGCUCCACCCUAGUCUUGAUCCCUAAGGGAUCGUAUGCGAAGGAGGGUCCUGCGAUUCGUGCAGGAAGAAAAUACAAUGCCGCCAUCGCCGAAUGCUACUGGAAUGGCAAGGAGAUCGUGCUUGAUGUGAAGGAGCAUGGAAAGCUUUCUGGAAAUGGAGGCGUGGAUGUCCAACAAGCCCAGCCAGACGAUAUUGCUCUCGUCUUGCACACGAGCGGAACGACUGGCAGGCCCAAAGCUGUUCCACUCACACACAAGAACUUGACCACAACAAUGCGCAACAUCAAAGCGACAUACAAGCUCACUUCAGCAGACCGCACCUACCUGGUCAUGCCCCUUUUCCAUGUCCAUGGUCUCCUCGCCGCAUUCCUAGCGCCUCUAUACUCCGGUGGCUCUGUAAUUGUUCCAGCACGAUUCUCUGCUUCGGAGUUCUGGUCCGACUUCAUUACUUAUAAGGCAAACUGGUACUCUGCGGUGCCCACCAUCCACCAGAUCCUCCUCAAGACACCCUUGCCCGAAUCCAUUCCUCCUAUCCGCUUUAUCCGGUCGUGCUCCUCUCCCCUCUCCCCCAAAACCUUCCAGGACCUCGAAAAAGCCCUCAACGCUCCGGUGCUAGAAGCCUACGCAAUGACCGAGGCUGCGCAUCAAAUGACCAGCAAUCCGCUCCCCCCAGCUAAACGUCAGCCAGGUAGCGUGGGUCUGGGUCAGGGCGUAGAAGUGAGGAUCCUCGACGCGGAGGGUAACGAAGUGCCGCAGGGCCAGGAGGCGGAAAUCUGCGUGCGGGGUGAAAACGUCACCAAGGGAUAUCUGAACAACCCUGAGGCCAAUAAGUCAUCCUUCACCAAGAAUGGCUUUUUCCGCACCGGAGACCAGGGCAAGAAGGACGCCGAUGGCUAUGUGAUCAUCACGGGACGGAUCAAGGAGCUGAUCAAUAAGGGCGGCGAGAAGAUCAGCCCGAUCGAGUUAGACAAUACUCUUCUGCACCAUCCCAAGGUGGCGGAGGCGGUUUGCUUUGCUAUUCCUGAUGAGGGUCAUUAUGGCGAGGAGAUUGGUGCUGCGGUGGUCGUGAAGAACGGUGCGAGUGCUACCGAAGCAGAGCUCAAGGCUUGGGUCGAGUCGAAAUUGGCCAAGUUCAAAACCCCGAAGAAGAUUUGGCUUGUUCCCCAAAUCCCCAAGACAGCUACCGGCAAAAUUCAACGGCGCAAGGUGGCAGAGGCGAUGCUGAAGGUUAAGGCCAAGUUGUAGUUUUCUUGAUUUUAUAAGUACUAGAAUAUACUUCUGCUCACGCAAGUCUGAAAGCAAAAUGGGAGUUUUUUUGGUUUAUG